AUGGGUCGACUUGUCCUGAAUCAUCAACAAGUCCCCAUGUUUGCAGGAUCUUCCACUGGCGUGCACUUCAUCAGUCAGGCAGAGCAGAAACUUCAGAUACUCAAGAUCCAUCCCGAGUCUCUACCCAGCGAAGUAUACAGCCUGUACUUGAACAGUCUAUGCAACGCCCCUCCAGUGGAUCCCGUCCCUCACAUCGCUGCCAGCUUUGUGGCCCAGUUCCCUCUAAACGCCGAAAGCCUCAUCGAACAAGCCAUAGACUGCUGGACGCCUCUCUACCCCGUCAUCCACAAGCAAUCCACCAUCGACGCCUUCCGCUCCCUCCUCAACAACCCCAGCAACGGCGACCUCUGCACCGUCUACCAAACCCUCAUCCUCCUCGCCCUCGGCAGCAUAGGCUCACCAAGCAGCGCCUGCCCCAAACCGCACCACCACCACCACUUCCUCUGCCUCUCAGAGCACUACUACGCCCUCUCCACCGCCCUCGCCACCAAGAUCCUCGAACGCCCCUGCCUCGCCGCCCUGCAAGGCCUCGUCCUCGCCCAAGUCUACCUGCAGCUCUCGUCGCGCUACCCGGCGGCCUCGCACCUCAGCGGCACCGCCGUGCGGCUGGCGCAGACGCUCGGGCUGCACCGGCACUCGGCGCGCUUCAAGUUCGACGCCCUUCAAACGGAGCUGCGGCGGCGCGCGUGGUGGAGCGUGUACGCGCUCGAUGCGUUUGCGUCCGCGCACCACGGCAUGCCGCGCCUGAUACGGGAUCAGGACGUCGAUGCGGAUCUGCCGACGCGCGUCGACUACCAUCACGAGAGUGGUGGGAGGCUGCUCCCGCCUUCUCAACAGCAGCAGGGAUCAUCAGCAAACGUCAACAGCCCUCUUUCCUCGUUCCCGCUGCCGGGCGAGCGCAGCCCCAUCGACACGGCCAUCGCGCUCUUCAAGCUCGCCGCGAUAGUCGGAGAUGCGCUGGAGCAGCUGUACACGACGACGCGGCGGCGCGGCGGCGCGCGCAAGAUCGCCCGGCUGCAGGCUGACCUCGACGUGUGGGAGCAGCACUACUUGGCUCCUCUUUCUUCCGCUACAACCGCUACCACCACUGCUACCGGGAUAGGGGAUACAGCAACAGAAGCAGAAGAAGAUGGAGAGAGCCCACCAUCCCCAACACCACCACCCUCCCUCCCCACCCUCUUCCUCCGCGCCGCCCUCUGCAACGCAACCAUCCACGUGCACCGCCCCGCCCUCGCCUUCACCACCACCACCACCGAGCAGUUCGGCACCAGCCUGCGCGCCUGCGUCCGCGCCUCCGUCGCGCUGAUCAGGCGGCUCGACGAGGCCAUGAUGCAGCCAGACGACGGCGGGGAUGAGGGACAACAGCAGUUGCAGCAGCAACAACAGCAGGACUCCGUCAUGAUGGCGGCGCUGCUGUAUCCGAAUGGCUUGCACAUGCUGUGGCAAGCCGGGUUGACGGUGCUGUUUGCGCGGUGGCACGGGGUGGUGGGUGCUGCUGUCGACGAAGACGACAGCACCGGGGACGAUGAGGCUGUUGUGGUGAGGUGUGCGGCCGUGUUGAGGAGGCUGGUGGCUGUUGGUGGUGGGGGUGGCAGCGGGAUCGGUGGUGACGGCGGCGAGGAGAAUGUGAGGAGGUGCGCGGAUGUGUUGGAUAUGCUCCGGGUGAAGACGUUUGGGCGUGGCAGUAAUAGCGGGCGACGGGAACAGGAGGAGAGGGGGGAGGAAGAGGGAGGAGGGGGAAGGGCAGCAGGCUCGGGGUGGACGACGCGGCAGGGACUGAGUAGUCCGAUCGUGGGAGGAGGAGGAGGGCUGUCGCUGCCUCUCGAGCUGCCGCAGUGGAACGUUUGGGAUUGGCCGAUGGCGAGUGCGCUGGAGUUGGCGAAUACUUUGGAUGCGGUGCCGUUGGAUUUGGAUUUUGAUGGUGGAAAUUCGUUGUGGUGA
This is a messenger RNA of Lasiodiplodia theobromae, 1941 nucleotides long. RefSeq names its product Transcriptional activator. The record is from RefSeq and is a predicted model, not a curated record. The transcript has a single exon. Gene Ontology annotation, molecular function: zinc ion binding; DNA binding. Bases 1 to 1941 code for a protein of 646 amino acids. Gene Ontology annotation, biological process: DNA-templated transcription. NCBI's taxonomy places the organism in Eukaryota, Fungi, Ascomycota, Dothideomycetes, Botryosphaeriales, Botryosphaeriaceae.